Molecule: messenger RNA, 1311 nt
Organism: Trichoderma virens Gv29-8
Lineage: Eukaryota; Fungi; Ascomycota; Sordariomycetes; Hypocreales; Hypocreaceae
Exons: 3
Molecular function (GO): mRNA binding
Source: RefSeq, a predicted model, not a curated record
AUCCGACGCCUGCCGGCCACAACCUCAGAAGCCGACGUGCGCCUCAUGCUCGUCUUCUCUCAGGAGCUGGUCAACAUCGAGCUUAUGGGCCCUGACAACCUUGAUGGCGGAUACUACCGCUCUGCUCUGCUACUCUUCCGAAGCAUGAAUGGCGCAACUGAGGCCCGAAACAUGCUCGACGGCCGCGCCAACAUGGACGGUCGCGCCAAGAUGAUUGUUGGCAUCAUAGCCUCGCCCGAGUAUGGGUCGCCAGUCAGUGCGCCAUUCGCCAUGCCAAACGGCGCGCCCAAUGCCAACUCGGACCUCUUUACGGCGCCAGUCUAUCGUCCACAGCAGGCUCCUCUCGGUAACGGCUUUUCGCCCCGUGACGCAAUGUCGCCAACAUCGAAAGGCGGCCGCUUCUUCCCCGCUGUUCCUCCUCAUCAGGACCUUGCUGCUCCGGAUACAAAGGCUGGCAGCCACUACAAGAGUCUCUUUAACCCCCACUCGCCUAUUGGCAACCAUCUCGCAAACGAGGUGCCUGGGCGACUGGGAAAGCACCUCAUCAACGAUGAGCUCGGCGACGACGACGGAGAGCUCCUGAGAGACUCCUUUGCCUAUGCAGGUAAGGCCACCCCGGCCCAGCGGAGAGGUACUACUCCCCAAGACCCCCUCAACCAGGCAAUGGCAAACAUGGCUCUCGGCUCGGGUGCCUCUUCAAACUCCUCGCCGAUGCCCUCUUGCAGCAGCAAUCACAGCAACAGCAGCAACAGCAGCAACAGCAGCAACAGCAGCAACAGCAGCAACAGCAACAGCAGCAGCAGCAGCAGCAGCAACGAGAAACAGCAGCCGCCAUACGGAAAGUCCAAUUUCCCUCCCGUCAACCCUGCAGAUCAAAAUCCGCCUUGUAACACUCUGUACGUUGGCAACCUGCCUAUUGAUACAUCUGAGGAGGAGCUCAAGGCUUUGUUCUCCCCUGUUCGGGGUUACAAGAGGCUGUGCUUCAGAACCAAGCAGAACGGACCCAUGUGCUUUGUUGAGUUUGAAGACAUUGGUCAUGCCACCAAGGCGCUUAGCCAGCUGUAUGGAUGGUGUUUGCACAACAGUGUCAAAGGCGGCAUCCGCCUGAGCUUCUCCAAGAACCCUCUUGGUGUUCGCUCCCCGCCCUCGCAGCCUCCUCAUGGAAACAUGCCUCCUGCCAGCGGAAUGCCCCCAUCCACGGCCAACGGCUUCACGGCGGCUAGUGGCCCUCCCCCUGGCCUGCCCAAGCCGCCCAACUUUGGCUCUCGGGGCUAUAGCUCCUUUACCCCCAACAACCGAGGCAACGGCAAC